Apodemus sylvaticus (European woodmouse) is the source of this 2290-nucleotide messenger RNA. RefSeq names its product beta-transducin repeat containing E3 ubiquitin protein ligase (gene Btrc). The coding region runs from base 75 to 1934 and encodes 619 amino acids. The record is from RefSeq and is a predicted model, not a curated record. The transcript has 16 exons. Gene Ontology annotation, molecular function: protein dimerization activity. Lineage: Eukaryota; Metazoa; Chordata; Mammalia; Rodentia; Muridae.
GGCGCUGCGUUGGCUGCGGCCUGGCACGAAAGGGGCGGCCCCGGCGGAGAGCAGACCCAGUAGUCCGGGCGAUUAUGGACCCGGCAGAGGCGGUGCUGCAGGAGAAAGCGCUCAAGUUUAUGGCUGCAGUUCCGGCUGGUGGAUAUUGGAGGAAUAAUAAAAAGUGCUCUAUGCCCAGGUCUCUGUGGCUGGGCUGCUCCAGCCUGGCGGACAGCAUGCCUUCGCUGCGAUGCCUGUAUAACCCAGGGACUGGCGCACUCACAGCUUUCCAGAAUUCCUCAGAGAGAGAAGACUGUAAUAAUGGCGAACCCCCUAGGAAGAUAAUACCAGAGAAGAAUUCACUUAGACAGACUUACAACAGCUGUGCCAGGCUCUGCAUAAACCAAGAGACAGUAUGUCUGACAAGCACUGCUAUGAAGACUGAAAAUUGUGUGGCCAAAACAAAACUUGCCAAUGGCACUUCCAGCAUGAUUGUGCCCAAGCAGCGGAAACUCUCAGCAAGCUAUGAGAAGGAAAAGGAGCUGUGUGUCAAGUAUUUUGAGCAGUGGUCAGAGUCUGAUCAAGUGGAAUUUGUAGAACACCUUAUAUCCCAAAUGUGUCAUUAUCAGCAUGGGCACAUCAACUCCUAUCUAAAGCCUAUGCUGCAGAGGGAUUUCAUAACUGCGCUGCCAGCCCGGGGUCUGGACCAUAUUGCUGAGAACAUUCUGUCAUACUUGGACGCCAAGUCACUGUGUGCUGCUGAGCUUGUGUGCAAGGAAUGGUACCGUGUGACGUCGGACGGCAUGCUGUGGAAGAAGCUCAUCGAGAGGAUGGUCAGGACAGACUCUCUGUGGCGAGGCCUGGCAGAGCGCAGAGGGUGGGGACAGUACUUAUUCAAGAACAAACCUCCUGAUGAGAAUGCUCCUCCCAACUCCUUUUAUAGAGCGCUUUAUCCUAAAAUUAUACAAGACAUUGAGACAAUAGAGUCCAAUUGGAGAUGUGGGCGACAUAGUUUACAGAGAAUCCACUGCCGGAGCGAAACAAGUAAAGGUGUUUACUGUCUACAGUAUGACGACCAGAAGAUUGUCAGCGGCCUUCGAGACAACACCAUCAAGAUCUGGGAUAAAAGCACACUGGAAUGCAAGCGGAUUCUCACAGGCCACACAGGCUCUGUCCUGUGUCUGCAGUACGAUGAGAGGGUAAUCAUCACGGGCUCCUCAGACUCCACCGUCAGAGUGUGGGAUGUAAAUGCAGGUGAGAUGCUGAACACAUUGAUUCACCACUGUGAAGCCGUUCUGCACCUGCGCUUCAACAACGGCAUGAUGGUGACCUGCUCCAAAGACCGGUCCAUUGCUGUAUGGGAUAUGACUUCCCCAACUGACAUCACCCUCAGGAGGGUGCUGGUGGGACACCGAGCUGCAGUCAAUGUUGUAGACUUUGAUGACAAGUACAUCGUUUCUGCCUCUGGAGAUAGAACCAUAAAGGUGUGGAACACAAGCACUUGUGAGUUUGUAAGGACCCUCAAUGGGCACAAGCGAGGCAUCGCCUGUUUGCAGUACAGAGACAGGCUGGUGGUGAGCGGUUCCUCUGACAACACCAUCAGGCUGUGGGACAUAGAGUGUGGAGCGUGCCUGCGAGUGUUGGAAGGCCAUGAGGAAUUGGUGCGCUGCAUUCGAUUUGAUAACAAAAGGAUAGUGAGCGGGGCCUAUGAUGGGAAAAUUAAAGUGUGGGAUCUUAUGGCUGCUUUGGACCCACGUGCUCCUGCAGGGACUCUUUGUCUCCGGACACUUGUGGAACAUUCUGGAAGAGUUUUCCGCCUCCAGUUUGAUGAAUUCCAGAUUGUCAGUAGUUCACACGAUGACACAAUUCUCAUCUGGGACUUCCUGAACGAUCCAGCUGCUCAUGCUGAGCCGCCCCGCUCCCCUUCUCGGACAUACACCUACAUCUCCAGAUAAACAACCCGACACUGGCCUCGUAAUUGCCCAGGACUCGUUAAUGUUGCAGUAUUUAACAUACCUGCCAAGACCAGGAUGAACAACAAUCAAACUCCUACCUGGAUUCCCAGGCGGAUCAGCGAGGAGCAGGGCUUUGAGACUCCUGUUGGGACACAGUUGGUCAGCAGCCGACCAGGACAGUCUGCUCGGCGCUCCGGCUGCUUCAGUGCUGCUAUCAGAAGAUGUCUUUAUCUUGUGGGAAUGAUUGGAACUUUCAAGACUCCCUCCCCUUCCUUCCCCUCCCCUCUGCACCUGUUUCUUUCCCAUUGGGUUCCAGACAAAGAUGACUUAUAAAUAUAUUUAGUGUUUUGCCAGAA